CAUUGCUGGUUGUCCUUCCUGACGAUAUCCCUGUAUACUUGGAUAAAGUUGGACUUCCAUAGCGACCCAUGACCAUCUGCGAUAAGUUUUUGGGAAUUGUUAAUGUUUACAUUAAGUCUGCUAGCCAUCAUAUGGUCCAGUUAGGAACAAUAUGUAUUUAAAUGUGUGCCCAUAGUGCCAAAGUCAUUUCAUGAUGUGUUUGUGCUCGUGUAUGUGGGUUUAUUUCAUGUUUGUGAGGAUCCAGUAGUCGUGAUCUGCUGUUCAUUCAUCUCCCUUGACCUGCCUUCCGCACAUAGACACAUGAUAACGACACCUCUCACGCGAGUGCCUGAGCCGUACGAGGGGAAACGCACCGUUAGCUACCUCGAUAUCACCGCAAGCUCAUAGACGUGAGGCCUGAGGGACCCCGAGUACAAAUAAACACCCAUUGCUAAUCCGCCUCUGCAUGUAAUGUGGCUAAUUAGUAUAAUGGAUUAGUUUAGGAAGCCUAAUUGGCAAAAAGCAUUUUUAUGGACUUUAAUAAUGACCCUCCCGUCCUUCUCGCUGCUAGAGAACAUUCUCGAUGAAUAAGGUUGUUUUCAUGUAAAUAGGUAGUUGGCACUACAUCAGUCAGUUACCUUAAAGCAGAUAAUGACUGUACCCUACUGCAUGUGUGAGUGUGAUUGUGUGCAUGUGCAUGCCAAUCUCUCCCUCGUUCCUUCUUAACCGAAUGUAUGUUGUGUUUCCCUGCACAGCCCCAGACAAACAGCACCAAAAACAGCAUAGUCACCAGUCCCAAGGGAAACCUCCCCUCUCCUGCACUGGAGGCACAGACCACUGUCAUCCAUAAUGCAGUGGAUGGGAUUAAGGAGUCAUCGGACAGCAGUAAUGCCACAGUGGAGGACGAGGAAAUGAAAGGAAAGCUUGUAGAUAACAGUUCAGUUCAGUCAAACCCCAGCACCCAGCCUGACUCCGCCCACACACCUCCCGGCCCCUCCCCUGCUCUCUUCACUGCCACUAAGUUCACUGAUCUAUUGGGUGUGGUACGUCGGGGCUCGGUGCCCACAUCUGAUGGUGAGGGGGGAAGCACUAUCACUCCAGCUGUUGUUUCUGCCCCCUCCACUCCCCAGACCCCCAGCACUCCCACACAGAUGUCACGUUUGACUGACCUAGUGAGCAGUGUGCGCAGACCUACAGCCCCUCAUACAGACAGUGAGCCAUCAGCAGCCAGCAGACCCCUUACUGCCCCAGUAUCUGCCCCAUCACACCCCUCCCCUUCCCCUGCCCAACCGUCCACCAGCCCCCUGCCGUCAGCACAUUCACGCAAACAGGAGAUCAUCAAAAUCACUGAGCAGCUUAUUGAGGCCAUCAACAAUGGCGACUUUGAAGCCUAUGCUAAAAUCUGCGACCAUGGACUCACCUGCUUUGAACCUGAGGCCUUGGGAAACCUGGUGGAGGGGAUGGACUUCCACAGAUUUUACUUUGAGAACUUGCUGUCUAAGAACAGUAAGCCCAUCCACACCACCAUCCUCAACCCUCACGUGCACCUGAUUGGAGAGGAGGCCGCCUGCAUCGCCUACAUCCGCCUCACGCAAUAUGUGGAUGGACAGGGCCGGCCGCGCAGCAGCCAAUCGGAAGAGACGAGGGUGUGGCAUCGUCGCGACUCCAAAUGGCAGAAUGUCCAUUUCCACUGUUCGGGAGCUCCAGCCGCCCCUCUACAGUGAAGGUUGAGCUCAUUGUAGCCACAUCUAACAAGAGUGUCCAGCCAGAAAUGGAGAGUGCAAGAGUGAAAGAGAGAGAGUGGGGGAGGGGGGGAAGUUGGAGAGAGGGAGGAAGGAAAGUGACCUUCCCACACUGGGCCCGGCCCCCUCGCCUGUCAAUCACCUCACCUGCCAAUCACUUUUGUGCAUCGUCUUUUGUCUUACCUUCAAGUUUAACCCCUCCCUCCUUCGCUCCCAGACACGUCCCUGUAUCUUUACACCCAUGCAGAGACCCCCUUUGUUGUGCACAUGUGCUGUGUGGAGUUGGACAGUCUUUGAUUAGUACGGAUAAUAAGGCCGAGUCGUCUGUGAAAUGCCAUGCUUUCCGUCGCACCUUCCCAGUGUGAAUAAUGUUACACUGAUUCGCCGUCCUCACUUACAGUGUGUAGAUUUUCAAUAUUAUUGUUGUUAUUAUUAUUAUGAUUAAUAUUGUUCUUACUGUUGUUAUUAGUAUUAAAUACAAAGGCAAUUGUACGUGUCACUUACACAAUUCACGUUCUGGAUGCCAAUGAUUUUUAAUUUAUGCCUUUUCUUUUCCGGACAUUUUUGGCGAGCAUGAAUUAUUCUGUAUAUCCAAAGCGGCCUUGGUGAUAUAGAGAAAUAAUGGCCACCGUUUAUGUACAGGCUUCUCAAUGUGAUUCAUAUCCAACCAACGCAUCUGUCCAUGCGUUUAAACGUUAGUGGACAUAUGUUGGUAUGUGUGACUGUUUUGGGGCAGAUUCUACCAGAGCCUGAGUAAGAACGACGUGACGUUCGGGGUCUUCCAGCUUUAAUCGUUAUUUCUCGCAUCAUUAGUGCAGAUUUGGGGAAAACUCUGCAGAUUUUCUGUCAAUUGGCGAACUUUGUAUUGGAUAAACAACUCCUUGUUCUGGAAAGCCACAAUUGUUCUUUAUAUGUAACCUGUGACACCAGUUGCAACAUUAGUAUUAGACGGGUGUGCCGCGCACGUCCUGAAAAGUGAAGCUGCGGGCUCUUUGAUCGCCCCCUGGUGGCUGGUUGCAGUACAGGU
Messenger RNA from Sinocyclocheilus grahami, 2748 nucleotides. RefSeq names its product calcium/calmodulin-dependent protein kinase type II subunit beta-like. Gene Ontology annotation, biological process: protein phosphorylation. The transcript is spliced from 10 exons. Lineage: Eukaryota; Metazoa; Chordata; Actinopteri; Cypriniformes; Cyprinidae. Gene Ontology annotation, molecular function: calcium/calmodulin-dependent protein kinase activity; calmodulin binding. The record is from RefSeq and is a predicted model, not a curated record. Bases 714 to 1703 code for a protein of 329 amino acids.